Molecule: messenger RNA, 3808 nt
Organism: Condylura cristata (star-nosed mole)
Lineage: Eukaryota; Metazoa; Chordata; Mammalia; Eulipotyphla; Talpidae
Gene: HSDL1
Product: hydroxysteroid dehydrogenase like 1
Exons: 6
Coding region: 225-1217 (330 amino acids)
Source: RefSeq, a predicted model, not a curated record
AACAACCUUGUGCCGGUCGCUGGGAGAGUGAAUAGGGGGAUGCUGGUGGGUUCAUUCUCCGGAGGAGAUGGCUGCGGCGUGGCUACGUGCUCCAGCAGCAAUGAGGGUGUGGGCACAGCUGACCAGGUCUAGGAACCUGCCGGGUGAAAGGAAUUGACCAGAAGAGAAGAGAAGGCAGCAGAUCCCUUUCCUGGAGGCCCAUUUUGGGCAGACAAGAGGCUGCCAUGGCUGCUGUUGACAGCUUCUACCUCUUAUACAGGGAGAUCGCCAGGUCUUGCAAUUGCUACAUGGAAGCGCUGGCCCUGGUUGGAGCCUGGUACACGGCCAGGAAAAGCAUCACUGUUGUCUGUGACUUUUACAGCCUGGUCAGGCUGCAUUUUAUCCCUCGCCUGGUCAGCCGGGCAGACCUGAUUAAGCAGUAUGGAAGAUGGGCUGUUGUGAGUGGCGCGACUGAUGGGAUUGGGAAAGCCUACGCGGAAGAGCUAGCCAGCCGGGGCCUCAACAUCAUCCUCAUCAGCCGGAACCUGGAGAAGCUGCAGACAGUGGCGCAGGACAUAGCCGACACGUACAAAGUGGAAACUGAUAUCAUCGUCGCAGACUUCAGUGCUGGCCGUGAGAUCUACCAGCCGAUUCGAGAAGCCUUGAAAGACAAAGACAUUGGCAUCUUGGUAAACAACGUGGCGGUGUUCUACCCCUACCCCCAGUAUUUCACUGAGGUCUCCGAGGACAAGCUCUGGGACAUCAUAAACGUGAACAUUGCGGCGGCCAGUCUGAUGGUCCACAUAGUGCUGCCCGGCAUGGUGGAGAGGAGGAAAGGCGCGGUGGUCACCAUCGCCUCCGGCUCCUGCUGCAAGCCGACUCCCCAGCUGGCCGCGUUUUCUGCGUCUAAGGCUUACUUGGACCACUUCAGCAGAGCACUGCAGUAUGAAUAUGCUUCUAAAGGGGUCUUUGUGCAGAGCCUGAUCCCCUUCUAUGUGGCUACCAGCGCGUCCGCCCCGAGCAGCUUUCUGCACAGGCUCCCCUGCUUGGUGCCGUCCCCGAAAGUGUACGCUCAUCACGCGGUUUCCACCCUUGGCAUUUCAAAGAGGACCACCGGGUACUGGUCCCACUCGAUUCAGUUUCUUUUUGCACAGUACAUGCCUGAGUGGCUCUGGGUGUGGGGAGCGAACAUUCUCAAUCGUUCUUUGCGUAAGGAGGCCUUAUCCUGCAGUGCAUGAAAGCUGACGAUUGGAAGUUUCGCCAGCUCCUGGGAACCCGCAGUAUUCGGACCUUGGAGAUGCACACUUCAUUUCUCUGCUGUCUUGUCUUUUGCUCCUGAUUACUUUGGUGUAUGGUGGACUUCACAUUUGCAAAGCAAACAUAAGACUUUUACUGAAGGCUGUGGACAACUCCAACGGCCACAGAAAUGGCAGAGGCAUGAGGACUGAUUGAAGAAACUUACAUGUUGCUGCUUUUCCCUCCAAACUGUUUAAAAGUUGUGUGAUUUAUGUUAUUCUAGGAACUUCAGCGAUCUGAUGCUGAAAUAUACUGAUAAUGUGAGUUAUCAGCUCUUUCAUUUCAGUAUUUUUUUUAUGGACGAUGACCUCUUUUGGUAGAUGAACUUCUAGUAUUGGUUUUCAAGUGUUCAUCAGGAAAGACAUGUACAGGUGUUACUUUGUAAGACCGCUGUGCUGGGAGUAUUAGCAGUAGAUCUGUGUGUGUUAUAUUGUGUAGCUCUUUUCGUCUCACCCAGUGUGUGGAAAUGCUGCUCUCCCACUGGCUUUUCUGUAAAGGACAGAGUGUGCACGUUUGUGGUGUGCAUCAACAGUUUUAUUUAUGGGUAAGUUACUUUUAAGAAUUUCUGCCAAGGUGGCUCAAAGUGGACCCUGAUGGGGUAUUACAGUUCUAGUUUACUCCUUUUCAUCUUAAAUAAGACUCCCCAGUUUUGUGCUAUAGGUUUGCCCUGUAUAUUACUUACUACAUUCUACUUUUCUUUUUAAGCUAUAAUGGAAGUCAUUCCUAGAUUUGAACAUGUCAUUUCUUGAUUUAUAAUUAUCGUGGCUAGUAGUGAUUUCAAACCUGUGAUCCAUUUUAUCCCUGAAAUACGGCCCUCUAGAGACCUCAUUGUGGCCGGUGUUCGUCCACUUUACCGGGUAUUAUUAUUCCAUUCCAGUAGUGUUAUUGGCGCUAACAUCAAAUGUUUAUGGUUGUUAAAAAUGUAUAAAUUAUGUGUGUGCUGUGAUCUGUUUUAUCUGUCGACGUAAGUUUGAAGCUCAUUCUUGGUUUGUAUCAUGAGAUUCUGCCUUGUGGUGGGGACUCACAACUGUCGUGCAGGUAAUUGGGUACAAUGCCCACGACGUGGUUAGCACUGAAACCAGCUAUCAGUAGUUUUUGGUUCAGGUCCUAUAAAACCAAACAGUUUUGAGGACCAAUGGCCUAGUGCUUUGGAGGUUGUAUGUCACUAUAGGAAUACUACAAUAGAUGCAAAAUAAAAUUUCACAGCUUAAUAGUGUGGCAUUGAUGCAGAAGCAAGUAAACAAAUUGAAAUCAAGACUUCUAUGGAAUUGUUUUCUCUUGGCGUGAUAGCCCAUGGUGAGUAGGCUCAAGUGUGCCUUUAUAUUACAAUUUCGCCAGUGACGUCGCCUAUGCCUUUCCAGGUGUGGCUUGGAUUCGGAAGGGCGUGGUUGUGUUCAGAAGUUCUUCCACUUCCAGCUCAGGCCUUGUCACAUAAGAGGAAGACCUUGUGGUAUGAAAGUGUACAGCACUACAUAGCCCAGACAUGAUAGUGGGGGUGGCUUAGAAGCCUUUAUUUUGUCUGAAAUAUCAUUUUAUGUUACCCAACAAUGAGUUAUAGUCAUUAAGACUAGGAAAAAUGUGACCUUUGAUGUAUAGUAAGAAGCAGCAAUUUUAUAUAAAAGUACUGUCAGAUGAUUAUUUCUGAGGUGGUGUGGUGGUACAGUAAUGGUUUGUGUUUCUAGAUUAGAUAUUGAAUUGUGACAUGAUGAGAAAAGGGAGCCACGCCAGUCAGGUAGACUUCUCUCUUGGCAGGAUGCACACUGAUGUGCUCUUUGUGCCAAGUGAAAGAUCACAACCUUUCUCCUAGCGCCCCUCUUUCACAAGAUACUUUUUGCGAGAGCUCAUUUGAGAGUCCUCCCGGGCCACUGUAGAUGCAGUGUCUUAUUAAGAAUGGGAGAAAUAGGAGGGUUUGAAGCAAUCUGUCAAUGAACAUUUAGCAGUCAAAGCAGGUGCUUCUGUUUCCUUCAGAAGGGGUGUUGCUUAAAAGGUUUUUAAGUCAGUUGUUUAUAAUGAGAGAUACAUUCCCCCCAUAGAACAUUACUAAAAAAAUUAAAAAAAAAAUCUGAACAACUGAGGUAGUUAUUUCUUAAACACUGAUAAUUCAGCUUGUACAAUCCAGGUGACUAUUAGAGUCCUUUGAAACUUACUGAGUUGAUCUCAUGGUCUCAUUCUGUUGAUAGGGUGAGUGAGAUGAGGGUUGAUUUCGAUCAUUGAUUUUGGCAAAGUGCAGAUCACUGGUAGUUUUGCCACCAACCAUUUUGUCAGUGGUGGGGAUGCAAAGUAGGUUGUGAUGGGUUCAAGAAAGGGGGAAAGAAAGGAAAUAGCAGAUAGAGACAGGCUUUUGAGGAGUGUUUGUUUUUUUUAAACCCAUUACUUAAAAUUUUGUCAUAUCUGGGAACUGGAGGGUUCAGUGGUGUCCUGUCUUGUGUGUGCCCUCUGAAAUCAAGUCCAGUAUACCUGUGUUUCUGUCUCAGUAUUGGCUCCGCUGUUACUAUUUGAAAUAGUAUUUACUUUGAAUAAAGAUUUACCUUCC